GUUACCAGUGAAUUAUUGCUAGAUCCAGUCCAGACUUCUUGCUGCUGGGAAAAUCUCUCCCGCGCCGUCUCUCAGCAACAUCAGGCCGCCGGUAAACCCUGUCGUUUUUGCAAUAAAGCUCCACUAGUAGUGGUGGAAGAUGCUGAUUUAAAACGCAGAGUGGAGCAACUAAAGGUUUCUUCAACGUCAUAUGGAAGAGGAAUGCCCUAAGGCAAAGGUUCCAUGCAAGUUUUCCUUUGCUGGGUGCAAGGUAAAACUGAAGCGAGAUUUGGUGCAACGACACCUUGACACCAGUAAGGACGAACAUCUUGAAAUGAUAGCAAGUGAAUGCAAAAGGCUAAAAGCCGAUGUAGGCAAUUUACAGCUUGUCGUUGCCCAAAUUUCACCUUUCCUCUCACCUCUGGAAUUGCCAAUGAAUAAUUUUGAACGGUUCAGAAGUGGUGGCACAGUUUGGCGCAGCAAUGCCUUUUACACUCAUUUUGGUGGCUACAAGUUAUGCCUCGGAGUAUCUCCGAAUGGAUGGGCUGAAGGCGAUAGCAGUACCUACGUUGGUGUAGCCAUUUACAUGAUGAAAGGAGAAUUCGAUUCUCGUCUCAAGUGGCCAUUUAAAGGAGCAAUCACAGUUGAACUGAUCAACCAGAGAAAGGGAGGAGAAUCAUGUAAGAAGGUGAUUGUUGAUCAGUACACUGAUCCCAGACAUUUUGAAAGGGUGACUGAGGGUGACAUAAGAGAUAAUGGGUGGGGAUAUCCGCAAUUCAUCUCCCACUCUGAUCUCUACAAGCCUGAAGAGAGUAAGGAAUACUUAGUGAAUGACACACUGAUCUUCAGAGUCACCAACAUUGAAGUUUUUAGUGUUUAGAACACAGCAGAUAUGGUUGUAGCAAGUUUUAGAGAUUAUAGAGAAUAUGUGGAAUUAUUUUAUACCAUCCAACAAUUUUGUAUCAGAUUCGUGUGCUAAGACGAGGUGUUUGUAGCUAGCUAUACUUUCAAGGAUUUGCUGCAGGUGUUGGUGGUGCAGUCCUUGGUGGUAUGAAUAUGUGCAGUCAAUAUUCAU
Geodia barretti is the source of this 1054-nucleotide messenger RNA. The record is from the annotation of a GenBank genome assembly. NCBI's taxonomy places the organism in Eukaryota, Metazoa, Porifera, Demospongiae, Tetractinellida, Geodiidae.